Auxenochlorella protothecoides is the source of this 1332-nucleotide messenger RNA. Its product is annotated as Viral IAP-associated factor-like protein. Bases 1 to 1332 code for a protein of 443 amino acids. Gene Ontology annotation, cellular component: cytoplasm. Gene Ontology annotation, biological process: protein folding. NCBI's taxonomy places the organism in Eukaryota, Viridiplantae, Chlorophyta, Trebouxiophyceae, Chlorellales, Chlorellaceae. The record is from RefSeq and is a predicted model, not a curated record. The transcript is spliced from 7 exons.
AUGACGGAGUAUCACACGAUAUACAAAGGGCCGGAGGGGGAGACCACACAGUGGGAUGACAUCCAGAGGAAGCUGGGCAAUCGCCCAGAAAAGGACCCGGUCUGGAAGCCCCAGGCCUACACCCCCGAAGCAGAGCCGACCCGUGGCACCGAGCGCCUGGACGGGGAGGACGCGGAGGGGCUGGAGGAGGCGGAGGACGAGUUCAGCGAUGACCGCUUCCUGGAGCAGUACCGGCAGCGCAGGAUCCAGGAGCUGCAGGCCAGCGUCUCUCGGCCGCGCUUCGGCAGCCUGGAGGAGAUCCGCCGCGACGACUUUGUUGCGCAGGUCACCAACGCCGGGGAGGGUGUCUGGGUGGUCUGCCACCUGUACAGCGACAGCACGAGGGCGUGCGGCAUCAUGAACCAGUGCCUGAUGGAGCUGGCGCCGCGCUACCCCGCAACCAAGUUCCUGCGCAUCGUGGCGUCAAACUGCAUCCCGGGGUACCCCGACGCCAACACCCCCACGCUGCUGCUGUACCGGGGGGGCAAGUGCGAGCAGACCCUGGUGGGGCUGGAGCGCUUUGGCGGUCAGGCCACCAGCCCGGACCUGAUUGCCAUCUCACUGAACCGGUUUGGGGCGGUGUGCGGCGACCCCGACGACGCCGCGGUGGCGGCGGAGCAGCUCGCGGGGGUGGUGGCGGCCGCCGCCGCUCGAGGGGCCAGCCACCACCCCGGCGACGCUGCCGGCAAUGAUGCGGGCUCGGGCAUCCUGUCCGUGGACGAACUAGAUCGGAUUGCGAGGCACAGGUGCCACAUGAAGGUGUUUGUCGAGGUGGUAGAGUAUUGGGGCCUCAGCAUCCGUUUGACAUCGCUUGGGCCCGCCUACCGAAUAGCAUGCCGCGAUGAGGGUGGUGCCAUCCUGGGAGUCACCCAGGGUUUCAAGGUGCCCCUCUUCCCGAUUCUGCAUGCGGACACCAUGCAAGUCCAGCGUCCCCGCCGCAUGGGAGCAGGUGGAAAACCAGCCGGCGGGCCGGCACCCAGGUUCAAGCGGCAAGGCCUGCACGGCCUGGGGCUGCUCCUGUUUGUGGCCACGCUCGCCCACGCCGCUGCCUGCGGCUGCCAGCGCAUCGAGAUGCUGGCCAUCAACGACGCAGAGGACACGCAUGCUCGCCUGGUGCGGUACUACCGGCGCCUGGGCUUCGUGGCGCGCAGGGACGUCAGCGGCGAGCGGCUGUCGGAUGUGCCGCACCUGCUCGUCUGGGGCGGGCGGGGGCUGCGCAUGGACGGCGACGUGGCGGCCCUCACGCGGCGGUGGGCCCCAGUGGUGAGGGCCGGGGCCCAGUCCGAAGCGUGA